Capsicum annuum is the source of this 315-nucleotide messenger RNA. RefSeq lists its product as uncharacterized. The record is from RefSeq and is a predicted model, not a curated record. NCBI's taxonomy places the organism in Eukaryota, Viridiplantae, Streptophyta, Magnoliopsida, Solanales, Solanaceae.
UUUAUUGGCAUCGCGAGAUGUCGCCUUUCCGGUUAAUUGGUGCCAAGGCGAAAUUUAUGAUUGAGGUCAUUCCUGUGAUAGUUGCAGCAGCCUUGCGUCACCUUUUGGAGUUUGAUGGUUGAAUGAAGAAUUGUUAGUUGGUGCUUUAGCCUUGAUCUUGUGCCUUGGUUUAAGUUUGUAUAGAUACAUGACGUAUUGUGCUCCCGAAUUACCUAUUCAUCCUAAAAAGGAGAUGGAAUUGCCUUGUUGAGGACUAUUGUACCUUUCCAUGAUCUCAUAAAUUAUGACUUCCUCUCAUAUUCCAUUUCUUUGACA